Molecule: messenger RNA, 1316 nt
Organism: Heterobilharzia americana
Lineage: Eukaryota; Metazoa; Platyhelminthes; Trematoda; Strigeidida; Schistosomatidae
Source: the annotation of a GenBank genome assembly
AAAACAUCCAGGAAUGUUAGUUGGUUGUUUGACUCUUUCUCCAUUGUGAAUUUGAUGUCAUUGAAAAAGUUGUUGAUCAAACUGUGGGUGUUUUCUAUAUCAUCCUUUUUAAUGAUGACAUAAGUGUCGUCUACAUAACGAAUCCAAAUUUUUGGUUUGAUCACAGGUAGGAUGAUGGCUUCCAGUCUGUGCAUCACUGCUUCUGCAAUUAAUCCGGAUAUCGGUGAUCCCAUUGGAGUUCCUUUCAUCUGUUUGUAUAUCUUGCCGUUGAAUUGGAAAUAUGUUGUCAUACAAAGAUUUUAAUGAUUGAUAGUAAUAUUGGCGAGUUAUUUUCCUGGGAUGGAUCUCCUGCAGUUGUAUCAUAUAUGGAAGAGCAACCUAUUAUUGGCAUUGAAGUUUACCUUCUAAGACAAUUGACCAAUCCGUUUCGUGUUGCAUGGACACUGAUAAAAUUAGGCUAUGAACCACUUGCUCCGGUCCAAUUCCAUUCACCUUUAGCUCUACUUGGUUUCUCAUCUCCGGUAUAUGUUUAUCCCAAUUUUUUAAGAUUUUUUGCAAACGCUACUCAUGAUUUUACAAUUGAAAUUUUUCGCGCAGCAUUUAAGCGUCGAACUAUGAUAUGGAUGCGAUCAGAAAAUAAGUUGGCCUAUAAAAGACCCAGAAUUCGUGGUGUACAACAUCAAGCUUUGAAAGGAUUUCAAGCGGAACGACUUUUGGAGGAGUCAAGACUUUCAGUUUUCUUCGAAAGAUUCUCUGAGGUUGUACUACUUAAAAUUUGGGAGGUGUUAUUCAGUCAUCCAUUUUAUGUUAUUACUAUAAGACAGAUUGCAGCACUUAUCGGCAAUGAAACUCAAUACAAAUGGUUUCCUAUGGCUAUACAGGCAAUUUAUCGAGAGAAUGGUAUUUUAGGAUUUUUUCAGGGUUUUGUGCCAAGACUAAUUGGAGAAAUCAUCUUAACAUCAGCUUACUAUUGUUGCUGUCGACUUGUUCGAUCGUUAAUAUUUGGUUUAGGACGUCAUUCUGCCGAGAAUAUGAGCAUUUUGAGAGUGUUGUUAUAUUACACAUUGCAUAAUUAUACUUAUCCAUUUGAAUUAACUGGGUGUGUAAUGGCUGUUCAUGGGGCUAAACUUGUCGGUGCUGCUGAGGCUAAUUCUUUCCAUAAUUGGUAUGAAUGUAAAUGUUAUCUUGGUCUCAACAAUCAAAUGAUUCGAGGUUGGCGCCCAUUUUUACGAAGUCAUGUACAAAAGAUUCAUUUACCGGAAAAACAGUUGGAAAACCCUUCUUAUCUAUAUCUUGAUCAACUAAAUACUACUUAG